Messenger RNA from Aspergillus viridinutans, 195 nucleotides. RefSeq lists its product as uncharacterized. Bases 1 to 195 code for a protein of 64 amino acids. The transcript has 2 exons. Lineage: Eukaryota; Fungi; Ascomycota; Eurotiomycetes; Eurotiales; Aspergillaceae. The record is from RefSeq and is a predicted model, not a curated record.
AUGCCCCUGGGCCGCGUGUCGGAUCCUGCUGUGUUGCAGUUUGAAGGGGGUUAUAUGCUGCACGCGCCCAGCCCCAUCCCCAUGAACUCCAAGGCGCCUGUGCCCCAAGAUCUGGAUGAGGUUGAGAUCCAGUGCAUCAUCCGCAACUUCAUCACUGGCACAAACAAUGCCGUUCGCGCAGGCUUUGACGGCUAA